Molecule: messenger RNA, 734 nt
Organism: Marasmius oreades (fairy-ring Marasmius)
Lineage: Eukaryota; Fungi; Basidiomycota; Agaricomycetes; Agaricales; Marasmiaceae
Exons: 5
Coding region: 130-549 (139 amino acids)
Cellular component (GO): endoplasmic reticulum; membrane
Molecular function (GO): protein-macromolecule adaptor activity
Source: RefSeq, a predicted model, not a curated record
CUGCGACCAUCCGAAGAAUCUGCGGCAUUGUGACCGUAGUCGUUGGAGUUUGUGUGCGAAACAAAGCCGCCCAAUUUGUGAGCCAACAGCGCUCUCACCCUUCCUCCAAGUCGAACCAGCAAAGUAAAAAUGUUGUUCAACAACUUUAUCCCUCAGUCUGAAGGUUGGUUGCCCAAGUGGCAGUUGUUCGUUGCAGCGACAGCUCUAUUCAAUACCAUACAAAAUCUCGUCAGCCUCAAGUUGACGAAGCGUCUCUAUGGAGGGUCUCCUCUAGUGAACCCUCUCCAAGCCAGAACCUUUGCCGUUUGGACACUAACCUCAAUGAUUGUGCGCGGCUAUGCAGCUUAUCACUUACACCUCAGACCGAUCUACGACAUAACACUGUUCACUUAUUUCAUUGCAUUCUUUCACUUCACCUCGGAGACCAUGAUCUUCAGAAGCGUCAAGUUCUCUGGGCCGAUGAUAUUCCCAUUCCUGGUUUCGACGGUUACAUUGAUUUGGAUGUUCAACCAACGCGACUUUUACGUGACAGCGCAAGGUUCGAUGUAGUGGGGGUUGGUUUGUUGUUUGGAUGUCCUUAGAAUCGUUUCGCUGAAUUCGGUUACUGUUUACGCGGUCCCGACGACCCUAACAUGGGCUGUCAACCAACACUUCAUGGUCCCUAUUGUGGAUCAGGUUUGGAAAAAUAUAAAACUUUGGUGUCGAUCACCCUCUUCUCGUGUCUGAUCGGUCGC